CUUUGGUCUAUCGGCGUAAUGGAAAUAUACAAUAUUUUGCGCAGGGCAAAAGCAAAGGAAAAGGCCAAAGGCAAAAAUCAUAAACAUAACAGUAAAGAUAGUGGAUGGCCGGGGCGUGAAAGUGGACUUGUGACGUGUUAUCAGGGCCGAUAAGCCAAGCCCAGCGACGUCAACUGCGCAGCAGCAGCGCUAGCAACAACAACGAACAGCAAGAACAACAACAAACAGGCAGAAGAGCUUGGAGGAGUGUGUAAUCAGUAAUCAGAGUCGCUUGUUUUGAUUUCCUCGGAAACGAAACGAAACUCCGGAUAACUUGUUGCGGGAUCCGCUUCGUCGCCCAGUAUUGAUUUAGCACAUAUAGCCGACAGUUGUGAUUCCGAUUUCCGAUUCCCAAGCCAGCUGUCUCUAAUAUCUGCCUUCUAUCCAUACAUAUAUAUACAUUCUAUAUACGACGCUUCUCCAAAAAAAAAACCAAUACCAUACGAUACGAUACCAUAUUUGUGUUCGGUUUUUCGUUUGCUGAGGGGAAGGCGGCGUUGGAGGAGGUGGACACCAGACCAAAGCGGAAUUGACGCAAUUGUUGAGAACUAUUUUUAAUGGUCAGCGGGUCGAAAAUGCACGAAACUCAUCAAAUAUUCAGAAGACAAGCCGGGAAGAAGGAGAGGCAGUGAUUCCCCGAAAUCGGAGUCAAUCGGCCGAUGGAAAGCGAGGAGUACGCAGUGGGAACCAUGGAGAAUCGACGCUUGCCACUGUUUCCCAUUGAACCAGAGCCAUCUGUAACGCCCACACAGCGUCUUACUCUUUUGGCUACCCGACUACUACGUGCUCUGCAAUUGAACUGGCGGAUUAUUGUCUCGGGCAUCACACUUACACUUUUGGCCGUCAUCUGGUAUUAUCCCACCUUCUUUCUGUUCUUUGCCUUCGUUGUCUAUUCCCUGGUCUUGGUCUUUGCGGCUGUGGCGGGCACAGUCUAUAUCCAUUAUGUAUUCACCACCAACGAGCCGACGCCACCAAGUCGCGUGCCCUCGCGAUUGCUCUACAAUGCCACCAAAAGCAACAUCUUCGAUCUGCCCAAGCCCAUUAAGAAUCCAUCGAAUCUGCCCUUGAUAUUCGGCAAAACAGUGGAUCUACAGCUUCAACAGAUUAUUGAGUAUGUGCUGAGGGACUUUAUGCUGCCCUGGUUGGGCUAUGUGGUGACCAAGCCCAAGUUGAUCAACGAUGUGGUGCGCGAGGAUCUGUGGAAUGCCAUUCAGAAAAUCCAUGAAAGGGCCACCAAAAUGGACGCUGCCAAGAUAAUUGCCGUGGACAUGGUCAACCGGGUAACGGUGCAUCUCGAGAAGAUUCGCAUUGCCGAGGCCAGAGCGGCUGAAACGAACACUCCACCAGUUUUUAGCACCAACUCGUACCUCGCCGACGAGGAGAAGGAGUUGGAGUUUCUUCGCAAGCUCUGCGAAAUAAUGGUGAUUCUGCUGCUGCCACGAGGUUACUCCUUGCCGCCUUUGAAGGUCUUGCUCAGCGAGAUUCUUUCGUACAAAAUAUUCUUUCCGAUGAUCAAAAUGCUAACCGCACCGGAUUACAUCAACCAGAAGGUGGUGCAGAACAUUGAGACUCGUUUGGCAGCGGCGGCGAUGAGUAAGCGAAGCUACGAGUACGCAGCCAGCUUCGAGGACUUCCUGAAGAUCAUAAACAACUCAGGCAAUCUCGAGGAGCUCUCGCUCAUCCGCAAGAGCAUUGUAAACGACCUGAUGCAUGCCACGACCAUGCAGAACCUGCAGCGUGCCAAAGGACUCGAUCCGGAUCACGAGGAUCACUCUUUGUCCAAAUCAGAACUCACGGCCGCCGUUCGGCUGAAGCGCUAUGUCCGCCAGCUCACGAUGGCCAAGGGCGAGUGCGAAAAGAACCUAGCUAAGUUUGGCUGGAAUGGCAACUACUCCAGCGAUGUUGAUUUAACACUAGUUGAGAUCCUAAACACCGCGGUGGGCCGUCGCUACUUCACAUUGUUCCUGGAGCCGCUAAAAGCGAGCGCCCUGAUUGGCUUCUACCUCGCCGUGGAGGAGAUCAAGCAUGCGCACAAGUCGGUCAGUCACCAGUUGGGCACAGAGAUCUUCUACACGUACAUCCGAGUGCCCAAAUCGGAGAUUCAGAUCGACAAACACGAGCGCAAGCUGAUCGAAACGUUUCUGCUGGGCGAUGCCGAUCCGGACAUCUUCUUCGAAAUCCAGCGCAACGUACUGCGAACGCUGGAGGAGAAGUACUAUCCGCCAUUUGUGCUGAGCGAUCAAUACCGCCAGCUGAAGGAGGCGCUGGACUCGAAUGAGAUUGCCGAUCCAACGCUGUUAAUGUGCCCCAACAUCGGCGAUGCCCCGGAACCGCUGGCGGAUGAGCAACCGGGUGCGGCGGAUGGCCUAAAUGGUGGAUCCGGCGGUGCCAUUGAUGUGGCUGCCCACACAUCGUAUGCACGAAGGAAAUUGGAACAGAUACAGGAACGCAUCGACAAAAAGAACCAAGCGCUGGACGCCCUCAAGUACUCGGUGAAGCCGGAGUCCAAGGUGCUGUCUAUUUUGGAGAAGGAGAUGGAGUGGUUGAAGAGUGAGAAGCGCCAGACGGAGGCGCAUUUACGUCGCACGGACGCAUGGACGGAGCAUCUUGGCAAGUGGAAGGCCACCAUUCAGAGCGUGGAGGUCUCCGAUGAGAAAGAAUCGUUGCAGUUCAUGAUCCUGGUCCAUGUGGACGAAGAUAUUAAUGCUCCAGCUCAACCGACAUCAUUUAAAAACGGCGAAAGCGGUCAUGCAAAUAUGCGCAAACGACCGUCGGGCAUUUCCAGCGGCUGGGUGGUGAUGCGGUCCCUCAACCAAGUGCACGAGCUACAACGGAAGCUGCGGCACGUGAGCUCCAACCUGAAGGCCAUCGAUCUGCCCACAAACUUCAAGUUCUUUUUCCUGAAAACAGAUCGGCAUGGCCAGGAAAAGGCCAAGGCACAGAUUCAGAAGUUUCUGAAUUUUAUACUGGAAGACGACCAUCUGAAUGGCAGCGAGGCCAUCUACACGUUUUUAAGCCCCAGUUCGGACCAUUUGAAGCAAUCGCUGCCCUCGCCAAAAAAGUCCAAGUUCUCGCUAGCCACACUUUUCCGCAGCGAUGCUGGAAAAGCAAACGAGGCCAGCAAGGCCACCGAUCCCUUUUGGGGACUGCAGCGCGACGACGAGGACAUCUCCACCUAUCUGGAUGGCGAGUCGGGCGGUGAGGCCAAAUUGCUGGCUGCGGAUCUGGAUAGCAAGGAUUCGAUAGCGGAACCGAUGUACGCCCUGAUGGGGGAGAUCUUUGACAUGGGCGGUGUGUUUAAGUGGCUACGCAAGAGCCUCAUCUCCUUCGUGCAGAUCACAUACGGCCGGACGAUCAAUCGACAGAUCCGCGAAUCAGUGGCCUAUCUCUUCGAGGAGUCCAUGCUGCACAAUUACUUCUCGGCCAUACUCAAAUCCUUUUGGCCAGGCGGCGUCCUGGCCUCAGCUUAUCCAACGCGAUCGGAGGACAUGCGCGAGAUGACCACCACGGCGGCCAAGGCGCUGCUUACCGAUCACAUACCGGAGGUGCUGUGCAACCUGGUCGGCGCCCAGGCGGCCAAACGAGGUGUACUUAAGGUUUUCGAGGCCCUGCAGAAUCCCGCCUUCAACAAGCAGCUAUUCUACGAGCUGCUGGAGAUACUUAUGAUUGAGUUCUUUCCCGAAAUCCGCCAGCUGCGGGUGAACAAUGCUAAUGGAACCAAGUUGAACACAGCCACAGCAGGAGCAGCGGCUGCCUCGGCUGCAGCGGCACUUGUGGCGGCCACGGCUUCGCUGCCUUCGCUAAAUCACAGUCACAGUGCGUCCACGAGUGGCCACCACAACCAUCAAGGAUCCUCGACGGCGGGCGGACCCUCCACGGGGGCAAGUGGAUCCCUCGUCGGUGGAGCAGCGUCGCACCAGCAGUCGCACUACCACCAUGCAGCCCACCACCACCAGCAGCAGCAGCACCACCACUCGCAAACGGGUAGCUCAAAGUAGAGACAAAACCCGAAUUAGUUUGCUUUACUUUUACUUAAACUUACUUUUUUUUAAUUUAUGUUUUUCGUUUGAUUUUAUGUUUGAUGUUUAAUGCUCUCUCUCUCUCUCGUCGGAACGGUGGAUAUUGUUAAUUUAACCGAAGAAAGAAAUUACAAAGAAUAGUUAUAUAGGAGACAACAUAACUCAGUAGUUACCAGUAUCAUUCCCUGUACAAAUGCAGACGUAAAAGCAGUUAGAUUUCAGUCCAUUGUUGAUUCGUUUCUUCACCGAUUUCUGUAGCCCGAUUUGUUUGUUAUGUGUAUAUGUCUGUACAUAGGUCAGUAUUAAGCGUUGUACCAAAUUGUUGUUUAUAUACUCGUAUAGUAAAAUGUGACACUCAGCUUUGAUUGAUUUUAAUUAUAGUUUAUUAGCAGGUAUUGAACCCAAAGUUGCGUCUUCAGUUGGCGGAUUGUCGGUGCCUGUGAUCCUCAAUCCGCUCCAGCUGCAGAUCCACCUAUCCCACAAAAAGAUUAUAGAUCACUAAACAAGCGCGAUUAGCUUGAGGAAGGCUAUUAAGGCUAUUAAUCAGUGCGUUCCACGGCCAUAAGAAAGUUCUAGAGGUCACAAUUUUGGUUUUUCCAUGUUUUUAUUUUAUAACAUGUUAAAAAUUGUUUAAGCUUUUAUUUAUACUAAAUUUAUUCCAUGUAAUCAUUUUUGUUUCAACUUGUAUGUUUAUUUUAUCUAAAAACCUUAGAUUUAUUGUUUAUAUUGUUCAUAGACCAAGAAAUGUAUUCUUUUUUCCUAUUAUCUAUUGGAAGAAGUAAUUUGUUUCACUUGUUUUCUUUUUAACUUAAACUUGUAAUUGGAAUUUUUACAACUGUCUUAAAUUGUUAUUUUAUAUGGCAGUUGGACAUAAACAUUUAGUGCUAUGGUAUCAAAUAAUCUUUAUGACUAAACGUUUGUUUAAACUGUCUUAAGAACAGUGCGUUUAAUAACAAUAAAACAGUCAUACAUCAGGACUCUAAAGAAGCGUUAAUCCUAUAAGCAGAACUACAUUUUGAUACCAAAUUUACUACACAAAUUGAAAUUAUUACCUAAAGCUAUGGCCGAAUACUGUUUUAUGGACCUGAAACGCCCAUCCCACACCCACUUAGCACUAGGCAAAGCGGCACUUAGACGAUUCAUCCCAGUGCGCCAAACGUAUCCCACUUAAGACCCACAUCCAGAGUUUUUAGGCGCUUUCAAUCUAUUUAUGUAUUGCAGUUGUACACUUUUAUGUGAAAAUGCGAAAUAAAGAUCGCUAUUUAUGUAGA
This is a messenger RNA of Drosophila ficusphila, 5329 nucleotides long. It is a transcript of the gene snz, whose product is annotated as sorting nexin-25. Gene Ontology annotation, cellular component: intracellular membrane-bounded organelle. Gene Ontology annotation, molecular function: phosphatidylinositol binding. Bases 699 to 4037 code for a protein of 1112 amino acids. The record is from RefSeq and is a predicted model, not a curated record. Lineage: Eukaryota; Metazoa; Arthropoda; Insecta; Diptera; Drosophilidae. The transcript has 12 exons.